AUUAAGUUGCCAUCGCCCAUCAGAUUCCGUCAUCCGAUGAGUCAGUCAGAAUUAACACAAACGAGCUACUUCUAUUUGCUUGUGUUUGGGGGCUGCAACCCCAUAUUCUUGCACUGAAUUUGAAAACACCUCAACUUUAUCUAAUGUUUGUCAUCAAUUGACCACAGGUCAUCUCUCCCAACACCCUGAAGCCCAGCGUCCUCUGUCAUACACUGUAAUCCGAAGCCAAGCUCAUGGCACUGCUCAUCAUCGGCUACACAACAAAUGACUCCAAUGUAAGCGGAACAGCACGCCUGUCAAGCAUUCGAAUCCUUCAGCGACAAACCCGCGGCACAACGCUCAUUGUCCGGAGCCUACAUGCAGCCAGGGCUAUAUGCAUACAUGCCUGGGUAUGUAGAGCAGAAGGUAUACUCGUAGGAGGACCUAGCAAGGGAUCAAAGACGCAGCUCACCAAGAACCAUGUUAAAGAAAAAGAGGCCAAGCGGGUGGUCCGUGUAAGAAUAUCGCAUGGUAUUUCACAUCUCACACUUCGCCUUCCUGGCACCUUUUACUGGAAAGAGAAACCUCCUCGUGCCUAAAUAGGCCCCCUUUCUCCUCCACUAUUCCACUUUGCCUCAGAGCCGAGGAGUUGGGGCUCUUGAUCCUUUUCUCGCCCAAUUUUCUUGAGUUUCAUCUUGGUCCUGGUCAGCUUCCAAAAGAGCAAGCGGCAGCGACAUCUUGUUCGCUGACCUGGGCCUCCUUGCUUCAACAUGACUCAGCUCGACGUUCCAUUCCCGCCUAUCAUAUUGAUUCAAAGCCUGGCCAUGUCAAUCGCUAACCUCUUGUGGCAGUCCGUAGACUUCUGCUCCCCCAUACCUCGUCUCCCGUCUCCCUUUCCCGAGAAGGCUGGGAAUGACAGUCGGUGUGGGAAAACAGCUGAGCCUGAAUGGUGACAGAUUAUCCGACAUGGCAAGCAGAGGCCAAGCUUUGAUACCCCUGGCCUCACAUACCACUGAUCUGUCAGACCUAGACAACUUCGCCCCUAUACCACCUUACUUCCGCGGGCAGAUUUAAACAUUGCUAUGGCAAAUUAUGGGUCCUUUCGUUUAGAGAAUCUUGCUCUGGGGAGAGGGUGUAGCGCGUCCCUUUGCCUAGGAAAUGUCCCAGUCAGCUCAAGUCUGGUCCGCCUCGCCAGAUCCGCCUAUAUAAGGUCGUGGAUUGCGGCUGGAAGGGGGGCAGUCGUGCUCUUCUUGAACAGAAACACAACCAAAGAACAGACCUAUCCCUUCUAGACUAACCUUCACAUCUUCCAAGAUAAUCACAUACACCUCCACCGGCAAGAUGGGCUCUUCGAUGCCAGAGAGAUUCGACUUCGUUGUCGUCGGCGCCGGCGCCGCAGGGGCGGUCCUCGCAGCUCGCCUCGCAAGCAGCAAACAACAUCCUUCGGUCCUUCUCGUGGAGGCUGGAGGCAAAAAUGACUCCAAGGAGGUCCGUGUCGACGCGGAAAAAUGGCUGCAUCGAAUGAUCCCUUCGCAGAAUUGGGGUUACAAGACUUCGCCGGUCAAAGGCUUCGACGGGAACAUCAUCGACUACGAUCGUGGCAAAGGGCUUGGAGGAAGUACCGCCAUCAACUUCUCCGUUUGGACCAUUGGCCCGAAGGACGACCACGAUGAGAUCGCACGCCUCGUAGGCGAUGAAGAAUGGAGCUGGAACAAUGCCCAGAAAAGGUACAAACGACUUGAAUCUUAUUACGCAACCAGACCAAAUGUACCAGGUGAUGCCAAGCGGUACCUUGACCCUAAUCCAAAAGACCAUGGGUACGAUGGUCCCAUCAAGGUCGGCUUUCCUCAGGUCUGGGAGCCUUCUUGUACCGAGCUGAUGGACAUCUGGUAUGCCAAUGGUGCGAAACCCAAUCCAGACCACAAUUCCGGAGAUCCCAUCGGCCUUGCUGCAUGCGUUUCAACUGCGUACAAAGGAGUUAGAUCGACAGCCGCAGAUGCUUUGGUUGGAGCACCCAGUAACUUGCACAUUUUGGUCGAUACCGAAGUAGCUCAAGUGACUUUCGAUGGCACCAAGGCGACCGGUAUCAAAACCACCGGAGGCAAGGUUAUACAAGCCGAUAAAGAAGUCAUCCUGGCGUGUGGCGCUCUCGACACUCCAAGGAUACUUAUGCAUUCCGGCAUAGGCCCUGUUGACGAACUCAGCAGCUUCAACAUUCCUGUUAUCAAAGGAAACGAAAACGUUGGCAGGCACCUCAAGGAUCAUCACCAUAUCAUGAUCCCGGCUCUCCGAGCAGACCAUACGAGUGAAAGAACUCGAUUCUACAAAAGCCAGGAGCUUCAAGCGGCAGCUCGAGCGGCAUGGGAGAAAGACGGUAGCGGCCCAUUGUCGGAGUACGCCUGUGCCAUGGGCGUCGCAUAUCUGAAGCUGGAAUCAUUGUAUGACAGCCCGGAGUUCCAAGCUCUUCCCAAAAAAGACCAAGAUCACCUGCGAAAGCCGACAGUUCCUCACUACGAAGUACUUCUCAAUGGGCCAUGGCUUCCGAAUUUCCUCGACCCACAAAACGCGCAGGCUGGAACAAAAGUAUUUUUGUUCAUCCUCAAUCAGCAAUCGACGGGAGCCGUGAGACUCCAAUCAUCUGAUCCCAAGCAGCCACUUGUCUUCGACCCCAACUUCUUUUCCCACCCUUUUGACAAAAGAGUGGCGGUGGAGGCUACCCGAGACGUCCUCAAGGUCAUGAAGAGUCCCGAGUUCCAGAAAGAUACUCUGGCUAUUGAUGGCCCCAAGAGUGAGUCGGAGGAUGACAUCCUAGCAUUCUGGCGAGCGGGCAGCGGUUCGACGUGGCACAUGAUGGGGACUGCCAGGAUGGGCAAGGACGAAGCUACCGGCGUUGUGGACAACAACUUCAAGGUGUUUGGGGUGGAGAAUCUCAGAGUGGCUGAUAUGAGUGUCAUCCCCAUCGUCGCCAACAACCACACUCAAUCGACGGCGUACCUCGCUGGGCUGACUGCGGCCGACAAGCUAGCUCAAGAAUAUGGGCUUGACGGCUAAUCGGCCCUUGGAUCAACACCCCCAACGGAGCACGAGGUACUCGGUACAUAUGUUGCUGUUUGAAGAUUUAGCGAGCGGGAAUUGCUUGGGAAUUGGCACCGGUAUUUUAGCAGAAGAGAUGGAUGACAGUGACUGGGUAGGGCUUAUAUGAAUUUGAGACAAGACCCGUCUGGUGCCGUACUCGUAUGAUGUGACACAGCUCGGCCACUGUACCUUUGCGCAUCCUGACCCUACCUAACGAACCUAUGAAGGAAACCCAACAUGGAAAGACGCCUAGUCAGAGUUUAAUCCUUACUCUGUACGGAGAUCCAACGCGCCGAAAAUAG
Messenger RNA from Cladophialophora immunda, 3356 nucleotides. RefSeq lists its product as uncharacterized. Gene Ontology annotation, molecular function: flavin adenine dinucleotide binding; oxidoreductase activity, acting on CH-OH group of donors. The transcript is spliced from 2 exons. The record is from RefSeq and is a predicted model, not a curated record. Bases 1321 to 3030 code for a protein of 569 amino acids. NCBI's taxonomy places the organism in Eukaryota, Fungi, Ascomycota, Eurotiomycetes, Chaetothyriales, Herpotrichiellaceae.